AUGGGCAUAUGCGCUUCUUGCCUGGGCGGUAGUCGCCAGGAGUCCCCCGAGGUGAGUCUUCUACUAGCUGUCAUGGCUACAAUGUUUGGUGCCAAUUAUCUCGGGUUCGUGCGCGAGAUGUGGUCUGCAUAUCGGCGAGAACAAUGUCUUACCAUCUUUUGCAAGCCUGAGUCUUCCCGUCUACUUGAAGAAGAUCCCUACCAGGCAGGGUACGGCUACGGGGCUCUCAAUCAUGUCCAGCAACAGAACCAACCGGAUCCGGAAUAUGUGAGGCGUGAGCGGGAAGCCCUGGAUGCCAUCUGCCAGCGAACAUCGGACUCUGUCAUCGAUAUCUGGUCCCUUCAACCACAACCUCAUCUGCAACCACAGGCCACCCUCCAUGGUCCUACAUCUACAACAAACUCACCCACUCCUGGCGAGGGACACUCUCAACUCACUGUGACCUCCGAUCAGGCCUCAGAAACAAGCCGACCAGCAUCUGGCUGCACCGUCCCCAAGCACUGGGGUGAAGUGGUGGUGAAUCCCAAUAAGAAGCGUUCCCGCCCUGAUAUGAAAGCCGAUGCCAAUGCGAGCCGUGACGUAUUUGGUGUUCUUAAGGUCACCUAA
Messenger RNA from Penicillium macrosclerotiorum, 606 nucleotides. RefSeq names its product LAMTOR1/MEH1 family protein. The record is from RefSeq and is a predicted model, not a curated record. The transcript has 2 exons. NCBI's taxonomy places the organism in Eukaryota, Fungi, Ascomycota, Eurotiomycetes, Eurotiales, Aspergillaceae. The coding region runs from base 1 to 606 and encodes 201 amino acids. Gene Ontology annotation, cellular component: membrane raft; Ragulator complex; late endosome membrane. Gene Ontology annotation, biological process: positive regulation of TOR signaling; cholesterol homeostasis; endosomal transport.